This is a messenger RNA of Frankliniella occidentalis (western flower thrips), 1605 nucleotides long. RefSeq lists its product as uncharacterized. The coding region runs from base 154 to 1605 and encodes 483 amino acids. The record is from RefSeq and is a predicted model, not a curated record. NCBI's taxonomy places the organism in Eukaryota, Metazoa, Arthropoda, Insecta, Thysanoptera, Thripidae. The transcript is spliced from 7 exons.
UUACGACCGCCCGCGUACACCGCUCGUGUCCGUGUCCGUGCCCGUGUCCGAGCGCCCCGAGCGCCCCAAACAGCGUCAGCAGCACCGUGUUUGCCGGGGUCCGAGCCGCAGCCCGCCUUUUGUCCGGCCCAAAAGGGCCACACGAGCCGCGCCAUGGCCCGGCCGCCGCAGGUGCUGCCGCUGCUGCUGCCACUUCUGCUGCUGCUGCUGCUCCUGGACUGCACGCGCUGCCGCAUGAUCGACGUGAAUUCCUCCACCUCGGAAUCCAGGUCGGCCGCCUCGUCCUCCCCCUCCGGCGCCACGGCGACCACCACGGAGAGGGUCAUGGUGGUCACGGCGCGCUCUGUGGAUCUGCGGAAGUCGCGGACCCACUGGCCGCACGCGUCACCCGUCACGGCGCUGCACGCUUUCUCUUCGUCGGCGGCCGACGGCGACGACUGGACGGCGGGCGUCGCCAAGCGGGACGUGAAGCAGGACGCGCCCUGGCAGCAGCGCCUGCUCGCCGAGGACGCCGCCGUGCUGCAGUGGAAGCGCGCCGAGGACGAGAAGAGCCUCCAGCAGCAGGAGAAGCGGGUGAACAAGGAGAGGUUCGUCGUGGGCGGAGCGCCGUCGCCGUCACCGUCGCCGAGCGCGGCGGACGACGUCGAGAGCAACACCGUCGACGAUGGCCCGGCGCUGCACGAAAAGGGCGAGGGUGGCGUCCGGGAGAACCAGGGGGCGGUAAAGCAUGUCGAUCACGACGAGGCCGUGCACGGUGAGGACGCCGAGCCGGCUCCCGCCCCGACCAGGAAGGUCGUGGACUCCAACGCGAGGGUGCGCACCCUGCUCGCCGAGCUCCAGGAGGUGAUGCAGAAGUACCUUCGACGCUCCCACCGAAAGGACCGUCGCUACGAGGACGCCGACGACAACAGUUUGCGCCCGGGACCGUACCACGGCUCGACCUGGUGGCCCCGCUCCGAGGACCUGAUGCGCGCGUCGCUGCGCGUGCUCGUCGCCUGCCGGCAGGGCCUGGACCGGCAGCACCAGGAGCACGGCGACGACGUCGACGACGACGACGACCUCCAGGGGUCGCAGGACCCGCGCAACCUCCUCGCCCGCCUGAGAGAGUGCCUCCGUGGACGGCUGCUGGCCGCCGUCGACAACCUGGUGGCUGCGGACACGGUCCCUAUCGCCUUCGGGGUCAGUCUGGUGCGGCGGCACGAGCUCAGGCCGGGCCUCAUCAGGCCGGGCCGCGUCGGCCGUGACUCGCAGCAGGACGCCCAGGAGGUGGCGGAGGCCGGGCCGCAGUCCCAGGCACUCGCCCCGAGGCUGCUGUCCAGGCUGGGCGAUCUGUUCGCCACGCACGACCUCAGGAUCGGCUACGGGGCGGCCGUCGAAGAGGGCCGGCGCCGCCACCAGUACCGCAAGGUGUUCCCCGUGCUCGUGACGGGCUUCAUGAUCCUCAUGUCGCUGAUGGUGCCGCUGGGCUUCCAGUUCAUGGCCAUGAUCGGCGGCAAGGCGCUGCUCAUGAGCAAGAUGGCCCUCAUCAUGGCGUCCAUGUACAACUUCAGGAGUCAAGUAUCACAAUCCUUAUUCAUCACAACUAAUUGUAUUAAUGCCCCGUAG